Messenger RNA from Exaiptasia diaphana, 3354 nucleotides. Its product is annotated as tetratricopeptide repeat protein 28. Gene Ontology annotation, molecular function: protein binding. NCBI's taxonomy places the organism in Eukaryota, Metazoa, Cnidaria, Anthozoa, Actiniaria, Aiptasiidae. The record is from RefSeq and is a predicted model, not a curated record. The coding region runs from base 1 to 2691 and encodes 896 amino acids. The transcript is spliced from 2 exons.
AUGUCACGUGACACGACAUUUGAGCGUGAUAAAAUGGUCCAAGCCUUUUCUCUUGGCCUGUCAAGUCAGAAAUCCUGUCAACACAAAGAAGCUAUAAAACAUUUCAAGAAAACCCUAAGAAUUGCACGAAAGAAUGGAUUCAAAAAUGAUGAAGGAAAAGCACUUAACAACUUAUCAUUAUCUAUGAGGUCUCUCAGAAGAUACGAAGAAGCAUUUGAUUUUAUAGAGCAAGGCUUGAAGCUAGCCACAGAAAUUGGUGACAAGGCAUUGGAGGGAGACAUGCAAAACAACCUUGGGGCUCUUUACACAGAACAAGAAAUGCCAAGUUAUGGUCUGAAAUAUUUGAAACAAGGGUUUGAAAUUGCUGCAAAACUUGGAGACGAAAAAAGAGUAGCAUUAUCUUAUCUUAAUCUUGCAGGUGCAUACACUUCCAUGUGCAAUUAUGAUAAUGCUGUGAAAUGUUGUAAGAAAAGUAUWGAACUUUCCACACAACAAAAUGAUGAAAAACUUCUAGGAGAUUCCUACAAUAAUCUUGCUCUGGCAUACACAAGCCUAGGGAAAUAUCAUAAUGCAAUUGUUUGUGGAGAGAAAUCUCUUGCAAUAGCUAAAAAGUUGGAUAAUAAGAAAGAUCAAGCAAAUACAUUGCUUCAGUUAGCCAAACUACAUCAUAACAUCUGGAACUUUGAAAAGAGUUUAGACCUUGACAAACAAAGUCUUUCCAUAGUGCAAGAAAUUGGUGACAAAAGUUUGCAAGCGAAAUGCUUGGGAAAUAUUGGAUUGCAUAUGAAUGUGUGUGGAAGAUAUAAAGARGCCUUGCCCUACCAUUURMAAUGCUUAAAGCUUGCUCAAGAGAUGGAAGAUAAAAAAACACAGGCCUCAGCCACUUGUAGUAUUGGUAAAUGUUACAGAGAACUUAAAUCACUACAAGAAUCAAGUCAUAUCUACAGUAUAAGCUUGAACAUUGCCAAAGARAYUGGUGACAAAGAAGCAGAAGCUUYAGCUUACUGGAACCUUGGUUKGAAUCAUUACCAUGAAGGUGAUUUUCAACAAGCUAUUUGUUGCCAAGAUAAAAGCUUAAGURYUGCCAUGUUUAGUGCUAAUAAACACUUGGAGAGCAAUGCAUGCUCUKCAUURGGUAAAGCAUUCCAUAGYCUAGCUAAACAAAAYAAAGAUGGUGAAAUAUAUACMGAUAACUUGGUCAAAUCAGAAUAUUAUUURAAAAGGGCAUUWGARUGUCGAGAUCAUMUUUUCAAAAAUCUUGAGCAACAGGAUCAAUUAAAAACCAGUUUUGGUGAUCAAUUUCGUUUCAUUUCCAAGCUCCUAGUGUCUAUUCUCAUUGAAACUGGUCGAAYUCAAGAAGCUCUACUUAUCUCUGAUCAUGGYCGAGCUCGUGCUUUGGGAGAUCGUUUAACCUUUGAUUAUGGCUUGUCUCAAGAAGAGUAUGUAUCACCCAAACAACUCACAUAUCCUSAUGUUGAAGCAGUURUUUCAGAUGGUACUUUUACACUYCUCCAUUAUUGCAUACUURAAGGAGGUGAUGUUGUCUUGGCUACAGGAAAGGAUUCAUUAAAUCURGUGAAGUUAGUGUACCAGCAAGAAUUCAUACCUAAUGCUGUUUUACAGGGCAAUGAAGAUAUUGGCAAUGCUCAAAGUCUGAUCUUUGGUGCUGCAAUGUCGAAACUGUAUACCAUGAUGGACAUUGGAAGCAUGAGAUGUGAAAACAGAUCCCUUGAUUUGUAUAUGCAGGCAAAUGUUCAUCAGAAAAGAAGUGAUCUACCAGUAUCUUUGCCACAUGGAGAUGACAGUGGACAAGAGUUUGAUCCACUUGAGGUGMUUUUCAAUURUUUUAUGGCCUCUGUGUCAACUUUUGUACAAAGCGAGGAAAUUGUCAUUGUACCUGAUGGACCAAUGUAUGGAGUACCAUUUGCUGCUCUCAAAGAUCCAGUCACUGGACAAUAUCUGUCUGACACCAAACGCAUYCGCAUUGCACCAUCAAUAGCAGUAUUGAAACUUCUACGAGAAUGCCCAACAGAUCAUCACAGUCAACAUGGAGCGUUGAUUAUUGGAGAUCCCAAAGUUGGAGAGGUUAUCCUUAGGGGCAAGAAAACUACACUGCCUCCUUUACCAUGUGCAAGACAUGAAGCAGAAAUCAUUGCACGCAUACUGCGCAGGCAACCAUUGACAGGAGAGGCAGCAACCAAGGAUGAAGUGUUAAAAAGGCUACAAGAAGGAGCAGCAUUGAUUCACAUUGCUGCACAUGGAAGCUCUGAUAAUGGUGAAAUUGCCYUWGCACCAAAUCUCUCACCAAACAGACAAGGGCCMCCWGAAGAAAAAGACUACCUUCUUACAAUAAAAGAAGUUCAAGAAACUGGUGUCAGAGCUAAGCUAGUUGUGCUAAGUUGCUGUUACGGUGGACGUGGAGAAGUAAGGGCGGAGGGUAUGAUUGGCCUAUGCCGGGCCUUUCUYGUGGCAGGAGCUCGUGCUGUUGURGCAUCUUUAUGGGCGRUAGAUGACAGUGCAACAUUCAGCUUCAUGCUGAGUUUUUAUACCAAUUUGAAUCGAGGAGAAAGUGCAAGUGUAAGCCUUAAUAAAGCCAUGAAGGAGAUAAGAAAUGAAGGRUACAGUGAACCCAGGUACUGGGCUCCUUUCUUUCUUAUUGGUGAUGAUGUCACUUUACGGGACAAAAACUAAUGUAAGACUGUAAGCAUAUCAAGAAAUGUGUCUUGCAAGGUGUCUGCAAAUUCAUUUCUACUGAAUGACAAUAAUAAGCACAGGAAUAUCACUUUGUGUCUAACACAUAACUUUUCCUUGACUUCUUUGCUUCAAGCAAAUUCAACGACUAUCCAUAAAAAACUGUAAAAAAUAAAAAUGAAUUUCACUAUUUUAGCUUAGAACAUGAGAACAGCAUGAACUAUUGUAGCAAUUUUAUUUUGUAGAAAUAAUCCAUUUCUGCAUUAAUGGCACAUUUUUUGAAAAAGUGUUUCUAUAUUUUCUUUUGUCCUUUCACUAUCUUGUGGUUGUUUUGUCAUGUUUGUCCUAAUGACAAUGUUUCACAGUAUUAUAAAUCUGUAUGAAUAUAAUUACAGCUUGCUUUGUUUGAUGGUUGUAGACUAGAAGUUAUGCAAUAUAUUAUAUCAACCACUAUAAUUGUUAUUGUAACAGUAUCAAUAUGAUAUUUGUGGCUUUGUAUGUUUUCUGUACAUGUCUUACAAGUCAUUGAAUCGUGACAUUGCCUAAAGAGAGAGAGAAAAAAAAGAACAUCUUCAGCAAAGUUAUGUACAUGUAUAGAACUAAUAGCAACUCCAUUUUAUAAUAUCUAGAUGUAAUAGUACAAACACUCUGAUUGGUCUAAAA